GAGAAUUCUUGCGCAAUACUGCUUAUCUCUGUUGUGUUCUUGAGUAUAUAAGAUGGAAACUCGAGAAGCUUUAUCUGCUCUUUGCAAUUUUCCUCUACUGAAUGCAGCUUCUCACCGGCGUAAUGAACCUGAGAAUUGGAAUCUUAGCCCUACUAUCGGCAAUAUCAGCUGUGAAUGCCGACAACUGGGCUGUUCUUGUCGCCGGGUCAAAGUCUUGGAGUAACUACCGACAUCAGGCAGGAGUCUGUCAUGCCUACCAAGUUCUGCAUGACCAUGGGAUACCCGAUGAUCACAUUGUGGUUAUGAUGUACGAUGACCUGGCAGAUAAUUUUGAAAACCCAACCCCAGGCGUCGUCAUAAACCGCCCAGACGGUCCCAAUGUCUACGAGGGCAUCGUCAAGGACUACACGGGUCGUGACGUCACUCCAGACGUUUUCUUCAAGGUUCUGACGGGCGACGAGGCGGGAGUCGCUGGAAUUGGCUCCGGCAAAGUGAUCAAGAGCGGGCCCGAAGAUCACAUCUUCAUCAACAUGGUCGAUCACGGCAAUGUCGGUUUCUUCUCCUUCCCCUCCGACCACAUGUACGCCGAUGAUCUCUUCAAGGUUAUCAAGGACAUGCACGACAACAACCAGUACAAAGAGAUGGUGAUGUACAUGGAAUCAUGUGAAUCAGGGUCCCUGUACGAUGGCAUCUAUCCAGAUAAUAUUGGGUUUUAUGUAACGACCUCGGCUGACCCCUCCGAGUCUUCCUACGCUUGCUAUUUCGACGAACUCAGAGACACGUACAUUGGCGACCAGUUCGGCUGUUGCUGGAUGGAGAAUUCUGACGAGAGUGACCUCACUACACUGACCCUAGGGGACCAGUAUCAAAUCAUAUACGAGUGCAAUUACCAAUCACACUCUCCAUGGUAUGGACAGCCAUCUAUGCGGGACGAGGUCGUCGGUGUUUUCCUGGGAAUGGGAAAGACCCAGCAGAGGAAGUCUUCUGGAGGAUCUCGUUCCAAGGACGAUGCUGUACCAAGCGUGGAUGUACCUCUCUUCAUCUUGAAAAAUAAGAUGAAAAAAGCCAAUGGUGACGAGAAGAUCGCGCUUCAGGCUCAGAUUAACGGCUUGUUUAAGAAACGAGAAUUCGUUCAAGAAACAACCAAGAACAUCGCAACGCUGGUGACUGGCGAUGAAGAGCUGGCGGAAUAUUACAUUGAAAAUCCGAUGAGAAAAGUCAACGACUGGGCCUGUUACAAAAGAGCCGUCGAUGCCUUCAACGAUAAGUGCUUCCGGUUUGGAGAGAAUCCUUUCGCCAUGACAAUGACUCCGACGCUGUUGAACCUCUGCGAGAACAACUUCGGAGCCGAUAACAUCGUCAGGAGAAUCGAACAAGUGUGCAACUUUGGAUUUGUUAGCGGCAUCGAGUAAUGUAAAACUCAUUUAACAGGGAACAAGAAUAUUUCCGAUGUAACCAACUUUCGUCAUUAAUUCUGUUUUGUUUUUUUAGAAAUACAGGAAUGAGAUGUCUGCUUACGUAAACGAAA
This is a messenger RNA of Macrobrachium nipponense, 1528 nucleotides long. Its product is annotated as legumain-like. Gene Ontology annotation, molecular function: cysteine-type endopeptidase activity. The record is from RefSeq and is a predicted model, not a curated record. NCBI's taxonomy places the organism in Eukaryota, Metazoa, Arthropoda, Malacostraca, Decapoda, Palaemonidae. Bases 102 to 1412 code for a protein of 436 amino acids. Gene Ontology annotation, biological process: vacuolar protein processing. The transcript has 10 exons.